Molecule: messenger RNA, 351 nt
Organism: Zychaea mexicana
Lineage: Eukaryota; Fungi; Mucoromycota; Mucoromycetes; Mucorales; Lichtheimiaceae
Exons: 1
Source: RefSeq, a predicted model, not a curated record
CGCCAAACUGAUGGUUAUAGCAUAGAAACAGUAACAGGGCAUUAUUCAAGCUUUCUAAAGGGUACUUCUGAUGAAAUGGAUGAGUAUCCAUUAAUGAAAAGACAUUGUCUUGUCAUGGAUAGGCCAAUGAUUAUAGCUCAGCUUAUAAAAAUGGCCAUCAACUUGAAACGUGAGAGCAGAAUGGUCAUGAUUCAACACAUUGUGGCGCGACAAGGUAGCGAGCUUGAGUGUGUCUUCGCAAAGAGACUGAAGAGAGUGAUUGGUAGUGCUGUCAUCACCAUCCUUGUUCGGCCAUCGCAAUCGACUUUCUUCAUGGUAUCCGCAAUCAUAGAAGACAACAACGGGUCAUAA